UUUAGAGUAGUAUUUUCAACAGGUUUGCCACCAGAACACAGGUGUUGUGAAAACCAUCACUAAACCUCCACAAAAAUGGGCAAGGAAAAGACUCAUAUUAGCAUCGUCGUCAUUGGACACACAGACUCUGGCAAGUUCACUACUACUGGCCAUCUCAUUUACAAAUGUGGUGGAAUUGAUAAAAGGACCAUUGAGAAGUUUGAGAAGGAGGCUGCUGAGAUAGGAAAGAGCUCCUUCAAAUAUGCUUGGGUCUUGGAUAAGCUGAAGGCUGAACAUGAGUGUGGUAUCACUAUUAAUAUCUCCCUGUGGAAAUUUGAGACCAUCAAGUAUUAUGUGACCAUUAUUGAUGCUCCGGAACACAGAGACUUUAUCAUGAACAUGAUUACAGGCACAUCUCAGGCUGACUCUGCUGUCCUGAUUGUUGCUGCUGAUAUUGGUGAAUUUGAAGCUGGCAUCUCAAAGAAUGGGCAGACCCAUGAGCAUGCCCUUCUGGCCUACACACUAGGUGUGAAACAACCGAUUGUUGGCAUCAACAAAAUGGAUUCCACUGAGCCCCCCUACAGCCAGAAGAGAUAUGCAUCAAUUCUUAAGGAAGUCAGUACCUACAUUAAGAAAAUUGGCUACAAUUGGCUACAACCUGACACAGUAGCUUUUGUGCCAAUUUCAGGUUGGAAUGGUGACAACAUGCUGGAGCCAAGCUCCAAUAUGCCUUGGUUCAAGGGAUGGAAAGUCACCCGUAAGGAAGGCAAUGAUAAUGGAACUACACUGCUUGAAGCUUUGGAUUGCAUCUUGCCAGAAACUUGUCCAACUGACAAGUCCCUUCGUGGUUGUCAAACUCUUAGAUUUAAAAUUAGGGUUAAAGUCUGA
Monodelphis domestica (gray short-tailed opossum) is the source of this 867-nucleotide messenger RNA. NCBI's taxonomy places the organism in Eukaryota, Metazoa, Chordata, Mammalia, Didelphimorphia, Didelphidae. The record is from RefSeq and is a predicted model, not a curated record.